GUACAUAUUAUAAACGUACGUAUAUUCAACUUUCUUGACAACUUUGUAUUGCUUAUAUCGCCGAUGCGAGUGUUUUCACAAUCGUUUACUAUCAAUUCAACGAAUGGAAAAAGCAUAAAUACGCGAGCGUGACGUCAAUAAAACGCACGAGCGCACGAGUUUAUGCGUAAUUAUGUCAUUUCUUUACGAUUUCUAUCUGUUUGAGUUGAGUGGCGAGCUGCUAUCACGCCCGAAACGACAACAGCGCCACUAUUCUAGUACUAACAUUAAACCAUAUCAAACAAAUCCAAAAGUGAUCCAAACGCUGGUUUACGACUGCCUCUGCUUUGUAUUUGUUCGCUUGGUUUGAUUUUAGUAUGGCUCAACUCAUACCUGCGUCUUGGGAUACUUGUGUUUGCUGCGUUUAGUGCGUCGGCUGUGUUCGCCUUCGCGCUCCUCCUCUGCCGCCACCAACACCAACGCACAUCCGUCUCUCUUGUUGUCGGUACGAGUGGAUAGGCACGCACACACGCUCAGCGCGCAACUACCUACUCCGCUCACUCGAGUAGUGUGUCUGUGUCGCUCUGUGUGCUUGCUCUGCCUGCGCAGGUCUCCGCCAUCCAUUGAUAAACAACGACCGCAACGACGUUGCGCCACCAUCUCGCUAAAAAACGCGUACUUGCGACCGCUACAAUCCGCGCCACCCGCAAAAAAUAACUCUUCCUACCGCGAUUGAUACGAGUUCGUGAUUAAACAUCUUGCGAGUCCGCAUGUAAUCCCACAGUGCAGUGCGCGAGUGUGUGCAUGUGUGCAAGGUGUCUUGACCUGGGUGAAUAUUCGCAGCGACGCAAUUUGCAAACACACGCGUGAGACUCAACCUUCCUCAACUAACAACUUGAAUAUUAAGACAAUCGCGGCAAGACAGCAAGUGCUAGCAGUCGGAAGACAUAUUGUAGAUUGUUAAGUGUUGGGCAACGACGACAGGAAGACAUUUUGCUUUUCCAUUUGAGAGCCGCAACUCGAUUAUGCCAUAAAUAACACUCGUACAGUUACCAAACCAAGUCACAAGAUGAAACCUCGGAGAUACUUGGCGCUGAAUUUAUUCGUGUUGUGCUUUCUAGCCCUAAACGAAAUCUGUGUUGGUAAAAGCAAUGGUAUAGCUAGUGAGAGUCAUGUAUUGCCAAAGGUGUUGUGUGAGUAUUACAAUUACUCCAUGUGCAGUGAAUCAAGGAAGAAUGGACAUGAAGAUGGCUGCACUCAACAGGAAGAGUGUUCUGGUGCUGAAGGAAAGCAACAAGGAUGUUAUGUUUUAUGGAAUGAUGACAAUGGAACCAUUUCGGUGAAAUUAAAAGGAUGUUUUCUGCAUGAUGAAUGCAAUAACACCAAAUGUAUUGACACUAACAACAAGAGGAACAAUGAGUAUUUGUAUUGUUGCUGUAAGGGCAACAUGUGCAAUACCAACUUCAGUUGGGAGCCUAAACCUAUACCCACUGAGAAAGAACCACCUGUAGUAAAAGAACCAGAACCUGUACCAAGUGUCAAUUGGCUUGUACCACUUUGUGCAAUAGGUAUUUUGGGAACUAGUAUGACUUUGUUUCUCUGUUGGAGUUAUAGAAAGAAGAAGUAUAUGUUCAAUGAGAUCCCAACAUCAGAACCACACUCACAACCGUUGACAAUGCCCACAAUGGGACUGCUCCCAAUCCAAUUGAUCGAAAUAAAAGCGCGUGGGCGUUUUGGUCUCGUCUGGAAGGCGCAUCUAAAAGGCGAGGAGAUCGCCGUGAAGGUAUUCCCUAUGCAGGAUAAACAAUCCUGGACCCAGGAGCAAGAAAUUUACAAAAUUCCACUGAUGAGCCACGCAAACAUUCUUCACUUUAUUGGAGUAGAGAUACGCAAAGCCGAACAUCCAACGCAGUUCUGGUUGAUUACCGCUUACCACGAAUUGGGGUCUUUGUGUGAUUAUUUAAAAGCACAUACACUCACCUGGCCAGAGCUGUGUAAGAUUGUCGAGACGAUGGCGCGUGGCCUCAUGCAUUUGCACGAGGAAAUGACGGGCAAACUAGGUGAACCUUUAAAACCUGCGAUUGCGCAUCGCGAUUUCAAGAGUAAGAAUGUUUUAUUGAAGAAUGACAUGACUGCGUGUAUUGCUGACUUUGGUCUGGCGCUUAUGUUUGAACCGGGGAAAUCCUGCGGUGAUACUCAUGGACAAGUUGGUACACGGAGGUACAUGGCACCGGAAGUUCUUGAAGGUGCGAUUAAUUUCACACCCGAUGCAUUCUUACGCAUUGAUAUGUACGCGUGUGGGUUGGUUAUUUGGGAAUUGGUGUCGCGGUGUACCGCGCAGGACGGGGUGGUUCCUGAGUAUAGAUUACCGUUUGAGGAAGAAGUGGGUGCACAUCCGAACUUGGAAGAUAUGCAGGAGAGUGUUGUACAACGAAAAGUGCGGCCGACCAUAUUAGAAUCAUGGAGAAAUCAUCCAGGAUUGGCAGCACUCUGCGAGACUAUGGAGGAGUGCUGGGAUCACGACGCUGAAGCGCGCCUCUCCGCCUCAUGCGUAAUGGAGCGCGUUCUCAAUCAAAGCAAGUACCCCAUCAUUCGUCCCUUAGCAUGCGUAUCGAAAACGAGGCGCUGCGGAAUACGAUCAAGGAAAACAGCAUGUAGAUCAACCACACAGUCACAUAUUUUAUGUUUCAUUCACAGUAAACGAAGAUUUGAAAUUUUUCAACACUGGACAUCUGAUCCCGACCAGUUAGCAACACGUUGACUUAAUGUAAGCAAAAGGGACGCUCGUUCGAAGUGCUUGGGAGUGUGUUGAGUGUGCAAGUGCAGUGUGGGAACACUUAUUAAUGACAUGUGCCAUAAUGAAAAUAGUGCAACUCAGUGUAACAUGAAUUCCUAUAUAGAGUAUAGACCUCUAGUGUAGUGUUUAAAGCUAGAUAUCUAUCACAAAAUGAAGCGAUCGAACAACACUGCUGUAAAUUAAUUAAUGAUGAUUUCGAACACAAAACGAGAGGAAAGAAAACGAAAGUGCAAUUUUAUAUUAUACAUAUUUUCACAAAGCGAUUUCAAAUGAUGACAAGUUGUUGACACGAAAACAAAGUUUAUAAUUGACGUUGAAAUUAAGAAGUAUAUGAGUUUUUUGUUUCAUGCAACGGCAAGUAAUAUGAAUGUACCUUAUAUUUAAAAUGCCUAAAAUUGAUUGCGAAGCACUUGUGUGCGUGGAUUUCAAUGAGUUUUCAAUGCACAUUACGGAUUUAAUCGAGGAGUUUCAGUAUGUAACAAACUUGUAACAUGGUUGGGCGACGAUCCCCCACCCGCCACACUUUUUACUUUAACCUAGAAAUUCGCAAACAGGAAGUAUUUCCAUCUUGUUCGGUUUUUAUGCUAUUGUUCGCUCGUAAAUAAGGAUAAAAAUAAAUUGCGAUUGUAUUUUGUUUCGAAUAUGCUUGCUAAGGUUGAAAGUGCGGUAGAUAGCCGAUAGUCGUCCAUCUUGUUGCCAUGCGGAACUACGCCAUUGACAAACAUCACAAUAAAAUCACCCAGUUUUGUACCUUGUAUUAACAGUGCUGAAAACCACAUAUUCCUAUCGAUAUCUAAGCGGUUAGUUUGCAAGAAAGAGAUUUAUAACGAAACGAGAUAUAUAAUUAUAGCGUUACUAUAUAUAUAUUUAAAAGAAAAACAAGAGAAGGUUAUAAGUAGAACUGUUGUAUUGCCGAAGGCGCGUAGCAAACAUUUGUACAUAAUUUACUUUGUUGCUCUUCAAUUUCGAUACUGUUAACGUAGAAUAUGUUUUGAGCUGGAUCAAGAUCAUGUACAUACAUAUAAAAAAUAUGAGGAUCGGAUUGUUCUGUGGAUCUGAUUGUUAGAAUCUUUGUGUAUUCAUAAUUAAGACUGAACGAAGCGAGCAAGUGACUGGCUGGGCGCUGGUACAUUGUUUUCUUUAAAUUUAAUUUUUAUUACUAGCGUUACUCAGAAAGACAAGUUAUCGAAGCAUGGAAGACGAAUAAAGCUUGCCAAUAAUUAUUUGUUACACAAUAUCCACGCGCACCCAUGAAUUAAUAAUGGUUAAUUUAGUUCUGCUAGUUACUUCCUGUGAAAGAGAACAUACGAGAUGCCAAUUUACCUACCUACCUCCAGCAUACUUUAUGUUGAUUAGUGUAAUGAGAACUUUUGAAUACGAUUAUAUAUUUAUGAUAAAUAUUAGUUGAUUUUUAGUUUGGUGUGAAGGGCAUAGUAAGUUGGGCGAUAUUAAUGCGGCGGAAUGGAACGUUUUUGUAAAUGCGUUGUUUGUUUUGGGUGAGUUUUACGUAUGUACCUUUACAUAUCAGAUUGCGGAUGCGAGGCGACUUCAGAUGACUCCGGAGAUGUAACCGUGAAAACGUGGAGGCAAUUCGCAUGGAUUUAUUAAGCUUUGAAACGCUCUAAAUAUAACACAAGGUUUUGUACAAACAGAAAACGUAAAUCAAAUGCAUGUGAAAUAAUGUAAACAUGUUGGAAUAAAACUACAAGUAACACAUA
Dalotia coriaria is the source of this 4494-nucleotide messenger RNA. RefSeq names its product activin A receptor type 2 punt (gene put). The transcript has 6 exons. NCBI's taxonomy places the organism in Eukaryota, Metazoa, Arthropoda, Insecta, Coleoptera, Staphylinidae. The coding region runs from base 1049 to 2740 and encodes 563 amino acids. Gene Ontology annotation, molecular function: activin receptor activity; metal ion binding; ATP binding. Gene Ontology annotation, cellular component: activin receptor complex; plasma membrane. Gene Ontology annotation, biological process: activin receptor signaling pathway; protein phosphorylation; cellular response to growth factor stimulus. The record is from RefSeq and is a predicted model, not a curated record.